GGCACUGUUGGCGGCGUUGAUAUUAAUUACAUGAAGUCAAAUGUUGUCACUUUGGAUACACGACAAGAGGUUUUCUCACACAAGAACUUCACUCAAAACACUGUUUUCGUCUCAGAUUUAAUCAGCGAUUUGUUGAAUGGCAUUAAAAUGCGCGAAUUUGGUCCCAAUGUUAUACUGAAGAAUCAAAAGGGGAUAAUUGUUCGCGGUUUUAAGACAUUCAAUGGCAGUGUAAUACUCAGAUCAGAUCUGAAUCUUAGCGGAACUGUUAAUGGCAUUAAUGUCGUCGACUUAGCCCGAAGAGUAGUGUCGAGAACUAGGAAUAACGUGAUUCUGGCGCCAAUGACUUUUGUCAAUGAUCUUCAUUUAAGACAUCUUACGCUGCGAUCGCCGGCGACUAUUGACGGCUUGAGACCGAAUGAGUUGGCAUUUGUCGGCAAUAAUCUGCUAUUGAGUGGCAAUAAUCGGUUCAAUCAGACUACUGUGUCCGCACUGACAGACAUUUUUGUUGGCAAAACUAUCAAUGGAUGCGAUUUACGAGAUCUGGAGAGGAAUGCUGUCCUACGCGACUCCAUCAGUCACUUCCAGAGCCUUCGCGGCGCCAAAGAGUUUGACAGUUUGAAUGUCUUGGGAAACGUUAUGAUUGAGGGCCCCAUAAAUGGUGUCGACUUUAACCGAUUAGUCUCGCAGAUAGUGAGCCGAACGGACGCUCAAGUGAUCAGAGCUCCGGUUACUUUCGAGAACGAUGUGGUGGUCGAGCAUCUGAUCCUAAGAAAUGUUAUAAAUGGAAGGAAUUUGACUUUUAUAUUGAACGACGCGGUCCUGAAGACAAUGCCUCAAACAAUUGUCUCGAAAAAGGAUUUUUCUGGACCCCCUUUGAUGGCCAACGGAUCCCGUACUCAAGUGGACGGCGCUGUUAACGUGAAAGGACUGAUAAACGGAGUAAACAUCGUGACACUCGAUCAGACAACAGUGAAACAGGGCUCGACUGGUCCGUCGGCAACUCAGAGACCAAUUACUGGCGUCAAGACAUUGGCCGGAAGAGUGACUUUCAAGAGGGACGCGUUCAUCGGCGGUUCACUCAGCGGAAUCUCAUUCCCAAAUGAUGUGAUUCUUGUCAACACUAAUGAAUCGAUCGCUGGAGUGACGCGAUUCCAGCGCUGGAUCUCUGGCCUAAGAGGUCUGUUUGUCAACGGACUGAUCGAUGGCAUCAAUUUGACUCACUUUGUCGCCAAUCGGCUCACUCUCGAUGGCGACAGAGAGUUGAUUCAAUCGGCGCUUCACUUCACAAAUAGAGUGACUGUCGAUAACUUAGUCCCUGAGUUUAUCACAGGAAACACUGAGUUUAUACAACCCGUGUCUAUGAGUCAAAUGCAUAUCAAUGGGCGCCUAAAUGGAUACGAUAUAUCAGAUAUGGCCAACUUCUUCGGCAAACUUACUACAGAAGUGGACAAACAUUUGGACGCAAUUGGACUGCAGUUGAGAAGACAGGGAAAGACACUCGAGGCUCAGUUCGCAGCUCUUAAUAAGGAUCGCUCUUCUGGAAUCGAUCACUUUUUCCUAACGCAAGAGAUCUACGAAUCGGAUCCGAGAUUAUUGAACAAAUCGCCGCCGCGUCUAAACUCGCGGCUCUCAUCCCAACCG
Messenger RNA from Medioppia subpectinata, 1641 nucleotides. The record is from the annotation of a GenBank genome assembly. NCBI's taxonomy places the organism in Eukaryota, Metazoa, Arthropoda, Arachnida, Sarcoptiformes, Oppiidae.